AUGAGCACUACCACAGCCGCCCCCGGAAACCUUGUCCGCGAGGGAACUCUGAAUGCCCUGCGAGCCCUCACCUCACGGGGCUCAACCUGGCCCGAGCCUACGCUCUCCGUCGGGCGCAAGAUCGGCAAAUUCGGGGGCAAGGAGCUAUGCUGGGAGGCUGUCGGCCCUGCGCGGGAGUCCUUUGUCAAGAUUUCACCACGGAUCAAAGAGCAUCUCGAAAAUGGCGUGGAAGCUGUAUCAUCGUGGGUGACCUGGUCCAUGUACAUGAUUGGCAAAUCUCCCGAGCUUGCUUGCCCAACCAUCGUCUUCUGCUGCGAAGUCCCAGCACAUCGCAAGCUAGUGCGAGACGUCAUUAAAGACAGUGGCCUCCUGGAUAAAUACCCCGGCAUCAAGACUGGUCAUACGUCCCGACCGCCGGAUUUCAACCAACUCGUUCAGAUGGCUGACGUCGGCGCUCGGCCGGCAUUGGAUCUCGUCAUCAAGGGACUCGUCGUACCUGAUAGCAACGCCUGCGGUAUGGAACUCGUCAUUCAUGCAGAGUCCCAGGAUUUCUUUGCAAGCAGAGCCGCGACAGUUGGUGGCGUUGUUCAGCUUGGCGAACGCUUCUUCUACUUGACGGCUGAGCAUGCAUUUCGUGUUGCCAGCCAACAAGAUCCAUAUGGCGAGUCUUCUUACUCAGACACCGAUAGCGAUUUCUCCAUCGACCAAGACGUAAUCAGUCACGGUACCGAUGAUGACUUGGAACUCGAUUGCGCAGCAAUGAGCAAGGUCGACAUUUGCGACGACAACGAUAGUCUGCAGGGGAGCGAACCCUUCAUUGUCGCUCCAACCCUUAUCGAAUUCAGGAGACAGAAGCAAACGGUCCUGAGAGAAACUGUUCGGCUUUCCUCCGUUUCGAUAUCUUCGCGAGCUGACCUCGCAACCAAUCUUGACUACAAUCUGAUCGAGGUCUCUGAGGCCAGUCACCAAGUUCCGAAUUCGAUCAAUCACGGCGGAAGAACUCUGACCGUUCGGAACAUAGUUGUCGAUGGUCCCAAAGAUGUAAGAAUCUUGGCCAUCACAUCUAGAGGUAUCCUGAGUGGGAGACUCUCUGGUACAAGCAUGUACACAAGCCUACCCACUGCAAACACAUAUCAGGAAGUUUACUAUGUCACCCUUGACUGUCCUCUCGAAAUCGGAGACUGUGGUGCCUGGAUAAUCCACGCCAGCACCGGGGAUCUAUUUGGCCACAUCGUUGCCGGCUCUCCAGAGACGGGUGCGGCCAUGAUCAUACCAGCUGCGUUCAUAUUCAACGAUCUGGAAGACCGAACCCAACUCCGCCCAAGGCUGCCCAUGGCGACCAUCCAGUCAUCGCCAGAGUACAUGGGGGAUAAAGAACACCAAACCAAGGAAAAGGAAUAUAGUUUGCCACCUGCACAACUAACUCAGUACGAUAUAGAAUGGACCAAAAAUACUGCUGCACAAUUCGUCGACUUGAUGCGACAAAAGCACAAGCAAAAUAUUCGCAACAGAGUCAAGAAAUCUGCUGUGGUUGUACAAGGCGCGUCCAUGGCAGAAUCACCUCCGUCGUAUGAUCAGAGUACCAAAGAUGCAACUCUUCGCGGACGAUUUAGAACAAGGUUUCCACUCAUUCCAGAGCCGCCGGCGGAAGGAGACAAGGACGCACAGAAAUUUCGCAACCUUCUUAUGAGUCUCUCCUACGUGCCUUUAUCGUACGAAAACGAUGAGUUGCUAGAGUUGGCUCGGGUUACGAUGCCGUUGGAAGAGAUAUCCGCAAAAGCGGCGCUGAGAGUGUCGACCUACGAAGAGAACAGCCAGGGAUCCAGUGUUGAAAAUCAGCCGCACUGGGACUUGACGGAUUGCUGGGGCAAGGCACUGACAUAUGUCAUUGCAUUUUCGGUUGAUGGUGCCACAGACGUCACUCGGCGAUACCUCCGCGCCGUGUCUCUUUUUAGAGAGCGCCCUCGAACCCGGUGCUCCGAGGAAGCGCUCGUAUACAUCCUGCGAGAGAUCACGGCGAUGCGAAGAACCUCGAUGGAGGAGGACAAGGUAGCCCGGCUGAAGGAAGAGGACGCGCGUGAACAGCGGGAGCUCGCUGCCUACAUGGUGGCAAGCAUCACCAAUGAGUUUGUCUCCAGUUUAGGCCUCGACGACGUAACGCAGGGUGAUGAGAAGCGACGGGCAGAGGAGCUGGCAGACCGGGAGUAUUCCCAGGCAAGGGAGGCGUGA
Messenger RNA from Cordyceps militaris CM01, 2229 nucleotides. RefSeq names its product peptidase (PNG1). The record is from RefSeq and is a predicted model, not a curated record. Lineage: Eukaryota; Fungi; Ascomycota; Sordariomycetes; Hypocreales; Cordycipitaceae. The coding region runs from base 1 to 2229 and encodes 742 amino acids. The transcript is spliced from 2 exons.